AUGGAGGAAACAAAUUCAACUAGUGUAAAUGCUCCUAAACCACUUAUGGGAAUGAAGUUUAAUAGUUAUGAAGAAGCUUAUAACUAUUAUAACUCAUAUGCAUUGUUGAUGGGUUUUGGAAUAAGAAAGAGCACGGUGAAUUACUCUCGCAAGACUAGAGAAGUAGUAGAUAGAAAGUUUGUUUGUGAUAAGGAGGGCUAUGAAUUUAAUAAAGACAAGAUGGAGAUUCAUCUUCGGCGAGAGACCCGGGUGGGAUGUAAGGCAAUGAUGCGAGUGAAAAUAUUAGAGGACAAAUCGUGGGAGGUCACAGGGUUUGUUGAAGAACAUACAAAUCAUGUGUUGAGUAGUCCAGACAAAGCAAAAAUGCACAGAUCACAUCAACAAUUUCAUAAAACCCAAAGAUGUAAAAAACUUAUUGAUUGUCUGCGAGAAGAAGAACUAAUAAGUUCAGUCUUUGUGUUUGAUGUGACAUACAGAACUAAUAAGUUCAGUCUUCCAUUUGCUCCAUUUACUGGUGUAAAUCAACAUAGGCAGUCCACUUUACUUGGUUGUGCAUUAUUAGCCGAUGAACAGGAAGAUACCUUUGUUUGGUUAUUUGAAGAAUGGCUGAAAUGCAUGCAUGGCAUUGAACCAGGUGCUAUUAUAACAGAUCAGGAUAGAGUAAUGUGUAAUGCUAUUCACUCAGUGUUUCCAACGACAAGAUACCAUUAUUACUAUUGGCACAUGCAAAAGCAUAUUAUUGAUCAUUUGCCUACUUUGGUAUCUCGUUAUGGUGAACAGUUUCAAAGGUAUUGGGGGUUGUGGUGCAAUAGUUCUUCAAUUGAACAAUGUGAAGGAUAUUGGGUUGAGAUGAAAGAGAAGUUUGAUAUAAAUGAAGAAGGGGAGGGAUGGUUGCAAACAGUUUACAAAUGCAGAGAACACUGGGUGCCGUGUUAUCUGAAGGACACUUUUUUUGCUGGAAUGAGAUCGAGCCAAAGGAGUGAAAGUAUUAAUGCAUUUUUUGAUGGGUAUGUUAACUCACAGACUCAAUUACACGAGUUUGUGACGCAAUAUGAAAAAGCAGUAACUAAUCGUCGCUUUAGUGAAGCCCAUGAAGAUUUUAAGAGUCUGAACACAAAGCCGGUCAUGCUCCUUGGACAUCCAAUUGAGUCCAAGCUGGAGAAAUGUAUACACGCAAUAUGUUUGAUGUGUUCUAAACUGAAUUCAAAGGAUUUGGUACAGAGUUUUGUGAAGAAUUGA
Molecule: messenger RNA, 1239 nt
Organism: Asparagus officinalis (garden asparagus)
Lineage: Eukaryota; Viridiplantae; Streptophyta; Magnoliopsida; Asparagales; Asparagaceae
Product: protein FAR1-RELATED SEQUENCE 5-like
Exons: 2
Coding region: 1-1239 (412 amino acids)
Biological process (GO): regulation of DNA-templated transcription
Source: RefSeq, a predicted model, not a curated record